AUGCCACCACCACCUCCACGUCGGCCAGAAACAGCCUCAGCGGCGACGGCCGCUGCCAGUGCAGACAGCGGUUCCGGCGCCGGCGCCGCACGCAAAGAAGACAACAUCUACAUCCCCUCCUACAUCAGCAAACAGCCCUUCUACGUCAGCGGGCUCGACGACCAUGACGACUCCCUCCAACAUCAACGGCGUGCCGCCCAAGACGCCGAAAAUUUCACAUUCGAGAGGGGAGGCAAGAAGGCCGGCGCGGCCCGGACAAAAUGGGUGAAGGGCGCGUGCGAAAACUGCGGCGCCAUGGACCACAAGAAGAAGGAUUGUCUCGAGCGGCCCCGGAAAGUCGGCGCCAAGUUCACGGGGAAGGAUAUCCAGGCCGACCGGACCGCGCGGGAUGUGAAGUUGGGAUACGAAGCGAAACGUGAUGUUUGGGCGGCCUACGAUCCCAAGCAGUACAAGGAAGUGGUGGAGGAGUACAACUUGAUAGAGGAGGCAAGGAGAGCAUUACAAGGUCAAAAUGGCGAUAAGACGGACGGGAAAGAUGUGUACGAGGAGGGCUUCAAGUAUGCCGAGGAGUCGGAAUUGGGCAAGGACAAGACCGUCAAGCAAUCCAUGCGUAUCAGGGAAGACACGGCCAAGUACCUCCUGAACCUGGACCCCGAUUCGGCCAAAUAUAACCCGAAAAAGCGCGCCCUUGUCGAUGGCGGCGCGCUAGGCGACAAAUCCUCCCAGCUCUUUGCUGAAGAAAGCUUCCUCCGCGCGUCCGGCGAAGCCGCCGAGUUUGAAAAGGCCCAGAAAUACGCGUGGGAAGCGCAAGAAAAGACAGGAGAUACCUCAUUGCAUCUGCAGGCUAACCCCACCGCAGGGGCGCUGAUGCGAAAGAGAGAGAGCGAGGAGCGGGAGGCGAAACGAAGGAAGAGGGCGGAGAUGCUCGCGAGCCAGUACGGCGAGCAGCCCGUCGUACCGGAAGCGCUCAAGGUGGCCAUCACCGAGUCGGAGACGUUUGUCGAGUAUGACGAGGCGGGCCUGAUCAAGGGCGCACCAAGGAAGGCGGCCAAGUCUAAGUACGCAGAGGAUGUGCUCAUCAACAACCAUACGUCUGUUUGGGGCAGUUGGUGGUCUGACUUCAAGUGGGGUUAUGCAUGCUGCCACUCGUUUGUUAAGAAUAGCUAUUGCACCGGCGACACUGGGAAACAGUUGGCGAAACAGGCUGGUUCGUGGGAUAAACAUGGGACGGAAGGCGGCGAGGAUGGGAGUGGGCAAGACAGUUAA
Molecule: messenger RNA, 1266 nt
Organism: Dichotomopilus funicola
Lineage: Eukaryota; Fungi; Ascomycota; Sordariomycetes; Sordariales; Chaetomiaceae
Product: Pre-mRNA splicing Prp18-interacting factor-domain-containing protein
Exons: 1
Coding region: 1-1266 (421 amino acids)
Biological process (GO): mRNA splicing, via spliceosome
Cellular component (GO): spliceosomal complex
Molecular function (GO): pre-mRNA 3'-splice site binding
Source: RefSeq, a predicted model, not a curated record